AUGUCCACAUCCACACCCAAAUACGGCGAACGCCUUUUAAAAUCCCAAGGCUGGCGCGGCAAAGGCUAUUCCCUGCACCCCACAGACAACACCAUCGGUCUGUCCAACCCUUUGCGUAUCUCGCGCAACACCGACGGCCGCGGCAUCGGCCAAUCGACGCACUACACGUCGGACCAAUGGUGGCUAGCGGCCUUUGACGAGAAGCUUAAAGGGCUGGACACCUCCAAGGAUGGGAAAGUGGUGCAGACGACGACUCAAUCAAAGCUGGAUGCUGUCACGGCGAAUAUUGGUGGGGGCAAGUACACGGGGGCGGGGGGACUUUAUGCGAGUUUUGUGAGGGGGGAGGGACUUGCUGGGACUGUUGAGUCGGAAAGUGGGAGGAGUACGCCGACUGAUAGGGAGGAUGUGGCUGGACUCAAAGGUGGAGUGAAGAAGAGGGAGAGUAGUAAUAAGAAGAAGGCGGAGAAGGAGGAAAAGAAGAGGAGGAAGGCGAUGGAGAAAUUGAAAAAGAAAGAGGAGAAGAAGGCGGCGAAAAAGGCGGCAAAGAAGGAGGAGAAGAGGAAGAGGAAUGCGACAGAGACGAAGGAGGAGAGGAAAGCGAGGAAGAAGGAGAGGAGAGCGAAGAAGGAGGAGAAAAGGAGGAAGAGGACGUCGGAGAAGGAGAAGGAGAAGAAGGGUUGAAGAUGUGAUGGAUGAUGGAGAGGUCGAAAAGUUGUUAGAAUGAAGAUACCCCCCCCCCCUUGUUGAGAA
This is a messenger RNA of Neurospora tetrasperma FGSC 2508, 750 nucleotides long. RefSeq lists its product as uncharacterized. Bases 1 to 681 code for a protein of 226 amino acids. Gene Ontology annotation, molecular function: nucleic acid binding. The record is from RefSeq and is a predicted model, not a curated record. NCBI's taxonomy places the organism in Eukaryota, Fungi, Ascomycota, Sordariomycetes, Sordariales, Sordariaceae. The transcript has a single exon.